Balaenoptera acutorostrata (minke whale) is the source of this 6016-nucleotide messenger RNA. RefSeq names its product adhesion G protein-coupled receptor A2 (gene ADGRA2). Gene Ontology annotation, biological process: sprouting angiogenesis; positive regulation of canonical Wnt signaling pathway; G protein-coupled receptor signaling pathway. The transcript is spliced from 19 exons. Gene Ontology annotation, cellular component: plasma membrane; Wnt signalosome. The record is from RefSeq and is a predicted model, not a curated record. Gene Ontology annotation, molecular function: protein binding; G protein-coupled receptor activity. Bases 422 to 4531 code for a protein of 1369 amino acids. Lineage: Eukaryota; Metazoa; Chordata; Mammalia; Artiodactyla; Balaenopteridae.
GGCUGGCGGCGGCGGGAGCGGCGCCGAGCAGAGUUGCCUCCAUCCAUGGCACGGAGCGGCGGCGGCGGCAGGAGCCCGGCUCGAUCCGCUAGGUCACAGCCCCGCGCAGAGCGUGCAGACGACGCGGAGGGGCCCGGCCUCAACCGGCCCGGGAGCACCGCGCAGACAGUCGGGCCGCGCCGCCGGGGGCCGCCCGCGCUGCGCUGACAGCCGCGCCCACGUCCUCCCCGCCGGGGCGCUCGCCGGACAUGCCCCCGGGGCGCGGCGGCGGGGACCCCGGGGCUUGCCUCCGCCCAGGGCCCCCCGCUCCGCCCUCGAGCGCCCCGGGCCCCCGCUGAGCACGCCUCUCGCACGCCCGGAUCCCUCCGGCCGGCGCGCAGACGGGCCCCAGCGCUGUUGGUCCCCGCGGGGCGAUGGGCUGAUGGGCGCCGCGGGACGCAGGAUGCGGUGGGCGCCCGCGCGCCUGCUGCUGCCGCUGCUGCAGUGGCUGCUGCUUUUGGCGCCCGAGAUCCGCGGCGCGCCCGGCUGCCCGGUCCCUAUCCGCAGCUGCAAGUGCUCAGGGGAGCGGCCCAAGGGGCUAAGCGGCGGCGCCCCCAGCCCGGCGCGCAGGAGGGUGGUGUGCGGCGGCGGGGACCUCCCGGAGCCUCCCGAGCCCGGCCUUCUGCCUAACAGCACCGUUACCCUGCUCUUGAGCAACAACAAGAUCACCGGGCUCCGGAACGGCUCCUUCCUGGGACUGCCCCUGCUGGAGAAAUUGGACCUGAGGAACAACGUCAUCAGCACAGUGCAGGCGGGCGCCUUCCUGGGUCUGGGGGAGCUGAAGCGCCUAGAUCUCUCCAACAACCGGAUUGGCUGUCUCACCUCUGAGACCUUCCAAGGCCUCCCCAGGCUUCUCCGGCUAAACAUAUCUGGAAACAUCUUCUCCAGUCUGCCACCGGGGGUCUUUGAUGAGCUGCCAGCCCUUAAGGUUGUGGACUUGGGCACCGAGUUCCUGACGUGUGACUGCCGCCUGCGCUGGCUGCUGUCCUGGGCCCGGAAUCGCUCCGUGCAGCUGUCGGAGCGCACGCUCUGUGCCUACCCCAGCGCCCUGCACGCCCAGGCCCUGGGCGGCCUCCAGGAGGCCCAGCUGCGCUGCGAGGGGGCCCUGGAGCUGCACACGCACCACCUCAUCCCAUCCCUCCGCCAAGUGGUCUUCCAGGGCGACCGGCUGCCCUUCCAGUGCUCGGCCAGCUACCUGGGCAAUGACACCCACGUCCGCUGGUACCACAACCGGGCCCCUGUGGAGGGCGACGAGCAGGCGGGCAUCCUCCUGGGCGACAGCCUCAUCCACGACUGCACCUUCAUCACCAGUGAGCUGACCCUGUCUCACAUCGGCGUGUGGGCCUCGGGCGAAUGGGAGUGCUCCGUGUCCACGGUCCAGGGAAACGCCAGCAAGAAGGUGGAGAUCGUGGUGCUGGAGACCUCGGCCUCCUACUGCCCCGCUGAGCGAGUCGCCAACAACCGCGGGGACUUCAGCUCCCAAGGAGUCUGGCCUCACAGUUCUCAGGGCAGGGGAGGGACCCUUGCCCUGAGGAGCCCAGGUCAUCGGCAACCUCCCGCCUGUGCCCCCAGGUGGCCUCGAACCCUGGCUGGCAUCACAGCCUAUCAGUCCUGCCUGCAGUACCCCUUCACCUCGGUGCCCCUGAGCGGGGCUGCCCCUGGCACCCGCGCCUCCCGCCGGUGUGACCGAGCUGGCCGCUGGGAGCCGGGGGACUACUCCCACUGUCUGUACACCAACGACAUCACCCGGGUGCUCUACACCUUUGUGCUGAUGCCCAUCAAUGCCUCCAACGCGCUGACCCUGGCCCACCAGCUUCGAGUAUACACGGCCGAGGCUGCCAGCUUCUCCGACAUGAUGGACGUUGUCUACGUGGCUCAGAUGAUCCAGAAGUUUCUGGGUUACGUCGACCAGAUCAAAGAGCUGGUGGAGGUGAUGGUGGAUAUGGCCAGCAACCUGAUGCUGGUGGACGAGCACCUGCUGUGGCUGGCCCAGCGCGAGGACAAGGCCUGCAGCGGCAUCGUGGGCGCCCUGGAGCGCAUUGGGGGGGCCGCCCUGAGCGCCCACGCCCAGCACAUCUCUGUGAACUCGAGGAACGUGGCCUUGGAGGCCUACCUCAUCAAGCCGCACAGCUACGUGGGCCUGACCUGCACGGCCUUCCAGAGGAGGGAGGCCGGUGCACCGGGCACCCGGCCCUUGGGUCCCGGCCAGAACCCCUCCCCUGAGCCGGAGCCCCUGGCCGACCAGCAGCUCCGCUUCCGCUGUACCACGGGGAGGCCCAACGUUUCUCUGUCGUCCUUCCACAUCAAGAACAGCGUGGCCCUGGCCUCCAUCCAGCUGCCGCCCAGUCUGUUCUCGUCCCUCCCGGCUGCCCUGGCCCCCCCGGUCCCCCCAGACUGCACCCUGCAGCUGCUCGUCUUCCGAAACGGCCGUCUCUUCCGCAGCCACGGCAACACCUCCCGCCCUGGAGCCGCUGGGCUUGGCAAGAGGCGCGGCGUGGCCACCCCUGUCAUCUCUGCGGGAACCAGUGGCUGCAGCGUGGGAAACCUGACCGAGCCGGUGGCCGUCUCGCUGCGGCACUGGGCUGAGGGGGCCGAGCCCGUGGCCGCUUGGUGGAGCCAGGAGGGGCCGGGGGGGCCCAGGGGCUGGAGCUCUGAGGGCUGCCAGCUGCGCUCCAGCCAGCCCAACGUCAGCGCCCUGCAGUGCCAGCACCUGGGCAACGUGGCCGUGCUCAUGGAGCUGAGCGCCUUCCCCAGGGAGGUGGAGGGCUCAGGGGCAGGCCUGCACCCUGUCGUGUACCCCUGCACAGCCCUGCUGCUGCUCUGCCUCUUCUCCACCAUCAUCACCUACAUCCUCCACCACAGCUCCAUCCACGUGUCCCGGAAGGGCUGGCACAUGCUGCUGAACCUGUGCUUCCACAUGGCCAUGACCUCCGCCGCCUUUGCGGGAGGCAUCACACUCACCAACUACCAGGUGGUCUGCCAGGCGGUGGGCAUCACCCUGCACUACUCUUCACUGUCCACACUGCUCUGGAUGGGGGUGAAGGCCCGUGUCCUCCACAAGGAGCUUACCUGGAGGGCACCACCUCCACAAGAAGGGGAUGCUGCCCUGCCCGCCCCCCGACCCAUGCUCCGGUUCUAUCUGAUCGCGGGAGGGAUCCCACUCAUUAUCUGUGGCAUCACAGCCGCUGUCAACAUCCACAAUUACCGGGACCACAGCCCCUACUGCUGGCUAGUGUGGCGCCCAAGCCUAGGAGCCUUCUACAUCCCGGUGGCUUUGAUUCUGCUCAUCACGUGGAUCUAUUUCCUGUGCGCGGGGCUGCGCUUACGGGGUCCUCUGGCACAGAGCCCAAAGGGGGGCACCAGCAGGGUCUCCCUGGAGCCAGGGGAGGAGCUGAGGGGUUCCACCAGGCUCAGGAGCAGCGGCCCCCUCCUGAGUGACUCGGGUUCCCUUCUGGCCGCUGGGAGCACAGGGGUGGUGACGCCCGGGCCCCCGGAGGAGGGUGACGGUCUCUAUUCUCCAGGAGUCCAGCUGGGGGCGCUGGUGACCACGCAUUUACUCUACCUGGCCAUGUGGGCCUGCGGGGCUCUGAGCGUGUCCCAGCGCUGGCUGCCCCGGGUGGUGUGCAGCUGCCUGUACGGGGUGGCGGCCUCCGCCCUGGGCCUCUUCGUCUUCACCCAUCACUGUGCCAGGCGCAGGGACGUCAGGGCCUCCUGGCGCGCGUGCCGUCCCCCCGCCUCGGCCUCCCGAGCCUCCCCGCGGGCCGCACCCACCGCCCCCGAGGACGGGUCCCCGGCGUUCGGAGAGGGGCCCGCGUCCCUCAAGUCGUCCCCGAGCGGCAGCAGCGGCCCCGCCUCGCCCCCGGGCCCCUGCAAGCUCACCAACCUGCAGCUGGCGCAGAGCCAGGCGUGCGAGGCGGGGGCGGCGGCCCGCGGGGAGGGGGAGCCCGAGACGCCGGGCCCCCGGGGGAGCCUCGGCCCGCGCCACCCGAACAACUCGCACCACGGCCGCCGGGGCCACAAGAGCCGGGCCAAGGGGCAUCGCGCGGGGGAGGCCUGCGGCAGGAACCGGCUCAGGGCGCCGCGCGCGGGCGCGGCCGGGGCGGCCGAGUUGCCGUCGGGCGAGAGCGGCAGCCCGCACAACAGCCCGUCCGACAGCUACCCGGGCAGCAGCCGCAACAGCCCGGGCGCCGGCCCCCGGCUCGAGGGCGAGAGCACGCUCACGCCGUCGGAGGGCAGCGACACGAGCGCCGCGCCGCUCCCCGAGGCCGGCCGGCCGGGCCAGCGCCGCAGCGCCGGCCGCGACCACCUCAAGGGCGGCGUGGGCGGCGCGCUGGAGAAGGAGAGCCAGCGCCGCUCGUACCCGCUCAACGCGGCCAGCCUGAACGGCGCCCCCAAGGGCGGCAAGUACGACGACGUCACCUUGAGCGGCGCCGAGGCGGCCGGCGGCGGCUGCAUGAAGACGGGGCUCUGGAAGAGCGAGACCACCGUCUAGGCUGGGGGCGGGCGCCGCUUCAGGACGCGCGGGCCGCGCGCGCAGGAGACCCCGCUUCCCGGGGGCCCUCAGAGACGUCGAUCGGUACGUCCCCAGGAUUGAGGUAGAGGUGGCUCGCUGCGCCCGGGCUCGCCAGCUUUAGUCCCGGAGGCUGGGGAAAGGACAGGCACAGGCCCGCCACCACCAAGAGGGCCAUCCCUCUGGGGUAGCGACAGACAAUCCCCGAACCGCAGGCAGGAUACGUUUCCGUCCCAGCGCAGGCUGGUUUCGGCAGCCCCUGCCGUCCAGGCUCGGGGGGAAGGUCCUGUGGGGCUGCGGAGUGAGCAAGAGCGGCAGGGACAGCACAGCUCAGGCGGGCUUCUCCUAAGGUACCCCCCGCACCUCCCGCCCCGCUCACGGGCGGCCGUCAGCCUUACCGGGAACACACGGGGGAUGGGGGCCUGAGUAAGGUGUUCUCUCCUCGCUGCUCUCCUCGGAAUCAGUCACCCACCUGAGCCCAGAUCCUAGGGCCUCUCCCCCACCCAGUUCUGGCUAACUAGGGAGCCAGCCUAGCAGAUGAGCCAGGUGACCAGGACCGAUGGGAGGUAACAAGGUGCUGCUUUUCGGAUCAACUAUGCAAAAGGAGAAGGUGGGGCAGUGUGAAAAGCAGCUGCAGGGAUCACCCAGCUCUCUGGAAGGGGGGCAGGUGGAAAGGUGCACCAUCAGGGCUGGAGGCCAUUCCCACAGGACUGGGACACACACCACACGGCAGGGCUCAGAGGUGGCACUUCAGGACAAAGCCCAGGCCCUACACCUAAGAAGCUGCCUGCCAGAUGCCUGGAGGUGAUGUGAGGGAAGCAGAGAGAGUUAGUGCUUAGAUCUGGGGCUGAAGCUAGUCCUGCCUUAAACCUAAUCCUAUUAAAAAAACACAAAAAAACGCUCUGAAGAGGGGCGCCACCGCCAGGCUGCAGGUGGUGCUGGAGAAGCACUUACUGUCCAAUCACAGGCCCAUAUCCCCAGUCUCAGCCCUCCACCCCGAAGGACUGACAAAGAGCACUCCCUGCCUACAUGAGGCCAUAGAGGAGAACCUUUCCAAUGAUUUGAUCUCCAGCUCCAUAUUAGGGAGAAACCUCCAAAACAUCAAACCAGCUUCCUGCCUCCCGGAAGCCCAAGCCAAGUCCCCGGGGCAGUGGGCGGGGCCCCCUGCAGCUCACCUGGGGCCUGCACGUUGACUGCUUUUAAACACCAGCACGCAUAUUUCUCCCAACCUUAAAAGCAACCACCAGCCUUUGGUUACAGGAUGCAAUGCAAGUGGAGGGAACCCUGGGCCUCAUGAAAAGCCCCAGGGAAACCUGGCCAUAUCAUAUCAUAUCACCCCAGCCUGAUCACCAAGGCAAGAGAAGACAGAGGGGAAGGGAGAAAACCCACACGCCUUGGGAUGCAUCCUGUUACUUAUGCUUGCUGCACAGACAAUAUUAGACAGAAAAAAAAAAAGGCAAAAAAAAC